ACACAUUUCUCAAAUUAUUACACAAACAUAAACUUAUUUGUUUAUACUUUAUAGGAAAUGUAUCCGCACAUAAAUUUUGUGUAAUUAUACACUUCUGUCAAAUGUCAUGUAGUGUACGUGGCUCGUUCAACACAUUACGUUCCAUAUAGGUCUAUAAUAGAUAAAAGAACCCACGAUGUUGGUGUAGUGGAUAUUUAUUCGUUGGGGGCUCGCCUCUGCGCUAGAAGGUGGUUGGUCGCCGAACGAGGAGGUGUUCGUUGGCUCUGUGACGUUGCAUUUCUAGGUUAGGAACGACAAGUAAAUAAUUUAAAAUGCCUGUAGCAUCGGAAAAAGAACCACUAAUAGGAGUAAUAGAUGCUGGUACAAGAACAGUAAAAUUCUGCGUAUUUCGUAGUCGACAUACAAAGGAAUUAACCGACCAUGCCGUUGAUAUAAUGCCAGUAUCAACAUCGCGGGAGGGUUGGCACGAAGAAGAUCCAAUGGAAAUCUUAGCAGGAAUCAGACAUUGCAUAGGCGAUGUCCUUCAAAAGCUUCCAUCAUUAGGUUACAAAGUAUCCGAUAUUUGCACGAUCGGAAUUACGAAUCAACGAGAAACGACCGUCGUUUGGGAUCGAACCACCGGACAACCUUUGUACAACGCGAUCGUUUGGAAUGAUAUCCGAACUGAUGCAACAGUUGAUAAAAUAUUAGCUAAAUUACCGGAUAAUAACAAAAAUCAUUUUAAACCUUUAUGUGGAUUGCCGGUUUCGCCGUAUUUUAGCGCUUUUAAAUUGAAAUGGUUGAUGGAUAAUGUACCGAACGUUAGGAAAGCUUGUAAAGCGAAGAAAUGUUUAUUUGGAACGGUGGAUACUUGGAUUUUAUGGAAUUUAACAGGAGGUCCAAAUGGUGGUAUUCACAUGACUGAUGUAACGAAUGCUUCACGGACAUUCCUUAUGAACAUUGAAACGUUACAUUGGGAUCCUUUAUUAUUACGUACUUUUUCUAUCAGUUCGGAUAUUUUACCGGAAAUUAGAAGUAGUUCGGAAAUAUAUGGAAAAAUCAAAUUUAAUAAUAGCCCACUUAAUGGUAUACCAAUCUCAGGAAUUCUAGGUAAUCAACAAUCAGCGUUAGUUGGACAAAAUUGCUUAAAAGAAGGUUUAGCCAAAAAUACUUAUCGAAGUGGUUGUUUUCUUUUAUAUAAUACAGGCCCAAAUAGAGUUCAAUCAACGCAUGGUUUAGUUACAACAGUAGCUUAUCAAUUUGGUGAUAAACCACCCGUAUAUGCCUUAGAAGGUAGUGUUGCUGUGGCUGGAGCUGCAAUGAAUUGGCUUAGAGACAACAUGGGAUUAAUUAAUGAUGUUACGGAGGACACAGAAUCGCUAGCACAAGAAGUUUUUAAUACUGGAGAUGUUUAUUUUGUCCCUGCUUUCAAUGGAUUGUAUGCCCCUUAUUGGCGAAAAGAUGCUCGAGGGAUUAUCUGUGGUUUAACGGCGUUUACAACGAAAAAGCACAUAAUAAGAGCCGCACUUGAAGCAGUUUGUUUCCAAACAAGGGAUAUUUUAGAAGCUAUGAACAAAGAUUGUGGCAUUCCGCUUGCAAAGUUACACGUUGAUGGUCGAAUGACAACUAAUAAUUUGCUUAUGCAGUUACAAGCUGAUAUAAUUGGAAUUCCAGUUUUUAGAGCACAAUCACAAGAUAUAACGGCAUUAGGUGUUGCGAUGGCGGCCGGUUACGCUUCAGGAAUUGAAGUGUGGGAUUUAGAAGAACAAGAUAGAGAAACCGUUCCGAAAGAUACGUUUUUACCAACAACAACUGAAGAUGAACGUGAUGCAAGAUAUAAAAAAUGGAAAAUGGCUGUUCAAAGAUCACUGGGUUGGGCUACAAGUAAAAAAUCCCCCGACAUGACAGAUGAAAGAUACAGGUUACUCUCUAGCAUACCUGCAAGUUUAUAUUUAAUUUCAAGUUUUGGACUACUACUGUUGUCAAAAAAGAUGAUGUUUGUCGAAGCGUGACAUAGAUAGCAUUGCGUUAAUGCUUAUGUAAUUUAUAACAUUAAGUGAAAUGUAUUUUUAAUAUAUAUUCGAUAGGUUUAUAUAAUGCGAUGAGUGCUUUAGUCUUGUGUAUGAAUUUAUUAAUUUAUUUUUAAAGAAUUAAUAAGUACAAGAGGAAAAUAAUAGAAAAAAGGCUUCAUACGUUUAUAUAAUCACAAUUUAAAAUAUUAUUACAUGAGGUUAUUUUUUUCCUUUUGUGAUAUUAUCUCUUUUUAUGUCCCCAAUUAAUUGUGACAAAAAACGCCCAGACAAAUUGAAAUGUACAAAUAAUACUUUUGAUCAUCUUCCUUUUUAUUAUUAUAAUUAAUUGUUUUGGUGACAUUUUAUUACACUUUAUUUAUAAUUAUUAUUUAAUAAUUGUGUAUAUUGUAUAAUAGAUUAAAUGUUAGAUUUUCAUUUUUUUAAUAAUUAAAAAUUUUGUAAAAAAUUGAUUUUCAGAAGUAAUUUAUUAUUUUUCAUACAUAAGUGUUACAUAGUAAAUAUUUAUAUGGAUAAAAAACAUAGAUUACUCAUCAACUGUUAUGUACAGACUUUGGUAUAUCUUCCUGAGGAAAUUAUAUAAUAUAUACAAGUUGUUUUCUUUU
This is a messenger RNA of Onthophagus taurus, 2614 nucleotides long. RefSeq names its product glycerol kinase 3. Gene Ontology annotation, biological process: triglyceride metabolic process; glycerol-3-phosphate biosynthetic process; phosphorylation. Gene Ontology annotation, molecular function: glycerol kinase activity. The record is from RefSeq and is a predicted model, not a curated record. Gene Ontology annotation, cellular component: mitochondrion. Lineage: Eukaryota; Metazoa; Arthropoda; Insecta; Coleoptera; Scarabaeidae.